This is a messenger RNA of Saccharomycodes ludwigii, 585 nucleotides long. RefSeq lists its product as uncharacterized. The coding region runs from base 1 to 585 and encodes 194 amino acids. Lineage: Eukaryota; Fungi; Ascomycota; Saccharomycetes; Saccharomycodales; Saccharomycodaceae. The record is from RefSeq and is a predicted model, not a curated record. Gene Ontology annotation, molecular function: zinc ion binding. The transcript has a single exon.
AUGUUGUACUUAACAGUUAAGGCAAUUUUGUCUGAAAAUAUUAAAUCCUUUGGUUUAAAAAGUACUGAUACACCAUCCACUCCAGUUGAAUAUCCAUUUAAAGUUAAGUGCACCUCAUGUAAUGAAAUAAAUGAAUCGUUAAUAACAAUCAAUAAUUACGAAAAACAUGAAGUAAAUAAUGGCAAAGGUGAAGUCAGCUUUAUAUUCAAGUGUAAAUUCUGUGGAAAUCCAGCUUCCAUUAUAAUGAACAAUGAAAAUACUGAACUAUUAUUCAAUGACUGCGAUGAAAAUCAAGAUUUAAUCGAAUCACAAUUGAAAAAACGUGGCAAGAAAAUUAAAGGGAUUAAAAAUAAAGCAACUUUGAAGGAUACAUCAAUUGCUAUAUUUCUACAGUUUGAUUGUAGAGGUUGUGAAAUCAUACAAUUUAUUGAUGAUAAUGUUGAAUUUGGUGUUACUCUUUUUUCUAAUAAUAGUGAAGAAAUCCCCUGUAUUUUAGAUGAAGGUGAAUGGUAUGAUUAUGAUGAGAAGUCUGAACAAGAAAUUUCGAUUACUGAAGUUGAGUGGAAUAUUAUCAGUGGAAAAUGA